GGCGGCGCGGUCAGCUGAGGCGGUGCCCAAGAUGGCGGCGGUGAGAGCUGGUGUUGCCGGGGCGGUGCAGUAGAGCCCAGCGCCGCCAGGGUGGCCGCGUCCUGCCCCGCCAGGUCACCUGCUCGUCCUGGGAAGAUGCAUUCUUUUGGAAACGAAGAAGCGGUCUCUCAGGAGCGGCUCUUUGGGUUUUUCUGUGAGUGCGUACAACACGGAGACUGGGAGCUUGCGCAGGCCUGUGUGCCCCAGCUGAGCCAGUGGCACGGGGAUGGCUCUGAGAAGGUGGAAGCAAUUCUUCAGGCUCUGGUAGCUUGUCCCGUGGGGGUAAGAUGUGGACAGAAUUCUAGCCCGUGGAGAAUUGCAUGGCUUUGGCUUCUUGUGCUGGAAAAAUGGCUUGCCAGGAGUCAGAAAACUGUUCCAGUUGUUCUUCAGAGAGAAACUGAAUUUUUAUUGUUCUUGGAAGAACUGCAGAAAGAUGUCUCUGAGGAAGUCCUAAAGGAGCUGUUUGAAGCAUUUGAGUGCACCCAGAACAAGCACAUCACAGACAGGAAAAGAAGAGAUGGCUGUUCUUACAGAUUCAGUUUGGAUGUUGUUUCAGCCCUCCGGAAGCUUUUGCUGCGGGCUCCCCAGAGGGCAAAAGCCCUGCUGGAGUUCUUCCAGGAGGAACAAGGCACGCACAGCUCCUCGCUCCAGCAAGAUUUCUCUCUACAAAACAUCUUUGCUGAAUUUCUUCGUGACUCCUUGAAAUCUCUGCAGGGGCUUCAGUGCAGUUCUGAGAUUCCAGCAGAACUGGAUCAAAGAGAACUAGUAGAUACCAUUUAUGCUGCUCUUAGUAUAGUGACUUUUGACGUGGAGCAUCAGGCAGAUGAAGUACGUCACCUAUUCAGGGAGCUCUUGGAUGUAUGCUGGGCUGAGGGUAGCCCACUGAGGGAGGAGAAGCUACUAAGCUGUAUGCUGAGGAAACAGAACCAUGGCCUGUUAAGUCUGUAUAGCAGUGUUUUCAUAGAAAGAACAAGAGAAAAACUUCUCAUGUCAAAAUCAAUAGGAAAAGGUUCAUCUGAGCAGCUGGAUAUAGAGCGAACCAUGAUGAGUUUGUUCGCACAUCCCAAAGAGGUUGCUUCUUGGAAGACAGCCUAUUUCUACUGCUUGAGCAGCAGCAAGCACUUUCUGGAACAGAUUCUGAUAACUGCGUUAACUUUAAUGAAAAGAGAGGACUACUCAGGCCUGAACAACUUAUUGAGGAGAGAAUUCAACCCUCUUAGCCGCCUCUUGGUAUUGCUAGGAUGGACUCAUUGUCAAAGCUUGGAAUCGGCAAAAGCAUUGCUGUGGACUCUUCACAAAACUCAGGAUAUGUGCAAUGAUUCAGUACUGAAAGAUUUCUGUGAUGGGCUGUGGGCUCAGGUGGAGGUUCUUGAAUGGUGCAUACAGCAAAACAGUAUUACUAUCCCAAGGAAGGUUCUUUUGCAACACUUGCACAGUCUAGAUUGCCACACUGCAGUGUACUCUCUUCAUCAUCUCACUAAUCUUCUGGCACUGAAUGAAGACGAUGUUAUUGAGCUUCUUCAAAAAGUUCCUGCUAGAGACCAGCAGAUGCAGGUGGUCACGCUCCCUAACGCCCUGAGUCAGCAACGCAAUCUGGCACUCUUUCGAGCAUUUUGUGCCAUGAAGUAUGCUAUCUAUGCUCUUUGCGUGAAUUCACAUAAGCAUUCCAAGUGCAAAGAUUGCAUACGCAGCCUUCUUGGUGAUAUCCCUGAAGACACGACUUUUGGAGAACCAGCAGAUUGCUCUUCAAUAUUUCCUCAGUACCUUGUGAAGUGUCAGCAGUUCUUAAGGAGUGUUCCUGCUCCUCUGCGCCUGGAGGUUUUGGAGAACAUCUUCUCCUUGCUUUUUGUUUCCUACAGUGACCUCCAUACUGAGACUGUUCUACCUGAGGACUAUGCAGAGGAUGAUGAUCUUGACAAAAAGAGUGCUACUGUGAGUGUAGAAGGCAGUGCUAGUCGGCAGUCUUCCACUUCAGAAAGUCCACAGCACCUAAUCGAGGCUGAAAAGAAGUUAGGGAGGCAUCUGCUGGCUGCUCAGACAGUUCACACACAUACCCAAGAUCUUCAUGACUCAAUAUUAGGUGGCAAAAGCUGUGAAACCUCUAGGCUGAGCUACCUGGAUCUGAAACACUUUGCCAGUGGUGUUACUGGAUUUUUAGUGGAUGAUGUGGCCAUGGAUGCCUUCCUCACAUUGCUUCUCAGCCAUCUGGAAGAAAUUCAGGCUUCUCUCCCAUGGGACUCCGGUAACGUGCUUCGUGAAGAGCUGGAGCUUGUUGAGUGCUUGAAUCUUUCCACAAGCAGAGAUGCUUUUGGAAGUCGUGUGUCACAGUUUUCCAAAUACCUUUCUGAAGCUCACUGGCGAUACAGGGUGGUGAUGAGUAACAGAAAUGCAGAACAUCAGCUUGCAGUUUCCAGGAGAUACUGCUCUUUAAUCAGGUGCUCCAGCUUUAAGAAACGAAGUAGAUCUCAAAGGUACAAGACAGAUGGGAAAGAUGGAACUUCCAGUCCAUCGUUAGAAAGUACAAGCAGUGAGCUGAGCACCAGUACCUCAGAGGGAAGUACCAGUAAUGUGUCUGGCUCAAGUGAUUUGGAAAGCAGGGUGAGACCACAGCAGCAAAACCCCCUCAUUCCUAUGAUGCUUUCCCCACCAGAAUCACUGUUAGUUUCUUGCGUUUUGAGAGGAAACUUCAUAGAAGCCCAUCAGGUGGCUUUGAUGUUUAAUCUGGAUACUUCACCUUGCUAUGGCGAAUUGGUUUUCAUGGAGCGCUACCAGGAGGCCGUACAAGAAAUGGCAAGAGUGGAGCACAAUAUUGAGAAUCAAGCAUCAGAUGGCACUGGAGGCAUCAGGAAAUCUGGCAGUGGCCGUUCCACACUUCAAGCUAUUGGGAAUGCAGCAGCAGCUGGCAUGGUGUUUUAUUCCAUCUCGGAUGUUACUGAUAAACUGCUCGCAACUUCUGGAAGUCUUGCCCCUACUCUCCAAGAAAACUUCUGGAUCAGCAACACCCAGCUGGACCAUACCGAUCCUCUGCGGGAAGUCCUUGAGGACCUCAGUCCUUCAGCAAUGGCGGCAUUUGACCUAGCUUGUACUCAGUGCCGUCUUUGGAAGACAUGCAAACAGCUUUUGGAAACAGCAGAAAGAAGACUGUACAACAGCCUUGAAACUCGGGGCCACCGACCUGACUUUAUUUUACUGCACUCUGAAGGUGUAAAGGGUUUCCCGGCAGUUCUCCAGCAAAUAAGUAAAAUUCUCAACUAUUCCUGCACGUCACAAGGCCAAUCCAAGCCAGAGGUCUCAGAUGAGAAAAUAGGGAGUCAUUUUCGAUGCAGUAUUGUAGACCACCUGCAAGCUUGCUACCCUGCCUUGACUGAAGAAAGUAUUACUAAUGAAAUUGUUUUAUCACAAAAUCUGGAUCAAAUCCUAAAAGCACUGACGCAUGUUGAACGUUCUGUGGACUCUAAAGGGAGCCUGCUUGGCACCUUGGUGGAGCAGGCCUCUCUCAAACCUGCGGAGCUGGAGAAGCACCUGGUUUGGAAUCAAACACAGCUCCUGCUGAGAACUCUUGACCAACAUGUCCAAACUGUUCCAGAGAGCAAUGUGCAGUCAAACUUCGUGAAGGCCUUUUUUGACUACAUCACUACACUGGCUGCUGUUGUGUUACGAAGUCUGAAUGCAGAGCUGGAUAUAUCUACAGAAGUGAAAGUGGGGAACCCUUUCAUACUGUUACAGCAGAGUCCAUCUCAGCUGCUUUCCCAGCUUGUGUUUGAGAGACAGGUUCAUCCUGACAGGCUUUCUUCUCUCUUGGCUAAAGAAGAAUUGAACUUGAAUGUGCAGCAAGUUAUUGUUAACUGUUGCUGUGAACCACUGUCCUUGUGCAGUGCAAGGCAGAACAGCCAGGCAAAGUAUCUUCUGACAAACAUCAGCAACUUAGCACAGCAGUGUGCCUACCACUGCCUGCCAGAUGUUGAAAUACCUUUUCACAAUUCUGCAAUGACCUCUGAGGAUAUCUCUACUCAGGUGCCAUCCUCUGUGAAUGACUUGAGCCAGCACACACUCACUGCUUCCUCCCUGGACUUCCUAAAGUCUCAGUCGAAGCUAAUGGCCACAGUGGCAUGUCUAAGUGCAUCUAAUAUACAGAAAAUUCCCAAAUCAAGUUUAUCUUGGAUGGAAUUUCGGGGCAAACGGGAGGUUCCCUUAGGUGUGGAACAGAUUUCCAGGGAGUGUGAAGCAUUGUUGAAGGAGUUCCCAAUAUUGGAACGAUUUCUUCUUGCUAUGUUUGAGCCACUUCAGAAUCAGCAAGAGGAAGGUGGUAGUUUGGCUACUGUCUUCUCUGGCAAGAUGUACAUGUCUCUGGUUCUCCUAGGAUUGCAUUCCACCACAGCUGUUAAGGUAUUAAUGGGAGUCUUUGAGCAAGCUCUUGCUGCAAAGGAUUGGGACAGAGCUCUGAAGGUCUUGGAUCUGUACAGUCAGGAUGUGGAGGAGCUGGUCAAUGUGAAGGAUGCUGUGCUGAGCUGUGCAACUGCUGAAGAUAAAGAUGGUUGGCAAUACUUGUUCCCAGUAAAAAAUGCAACACUGAGAAGUAGGCUGGCCCUGCACUAUCUGGACAGAUGGCCCCUUGAUGCCAGUUUGGAAAUCCUAGCUUAUUGCAUUUCUGAUUUGGGCAUAACUGAUGAACUAAAAGCCAGUCUGCAGAGCAGGAAGAAAGAACUUCAGAUUUAUCAAAAGAUUUUGAAUGUGCAAAAUGAACCAUUGUGGAAUGACUGGCAGGAUCUGAAAAAAGCCUGCACUGAUGACCCCCAGGCUGUCAUGAAUAUCAUUCUGAAAGCAAAGGAUUAUGAGUUGUGUGAGGAAUGGGGGCGUUUGUAUCCUGUCCCAAGAGAAGACUUGAUCAACCUUCACCGUGAGCACCUUCUCUACUUACUGGAGAUGGGAGACAUGGAAAAAGCAUUGCAGCUUUUACAGAGAAUUGAAGACCCUGGUAUUUGCCUUGCCAUCAGUGAACAGUCCCUUGAUCAGCAUCCGAACUUGGCAGCCUCUCACUUCUUGGCUGAUUACCUCACAGCUCACUUCUACGUGAAUCUGACAACAGCACGCCGUAAUGAAAUCCAGGCACUCUAUAUGGGAUCAAAGGUGCUGCUGACUCUGCCUGAGCUCUCCCGUGUUAACUACUUCCACCUCUCCUCCAGGCCACUGCUCAUGCUGGAACAGCUCCUCAUGAAUAUGAAGGUGGACUGGGUAGCUGUUGCUGUGCAGACACUACACCAACUCUUAGCUGGACAGGAAAUCGGUUUUACAGUAGAUGACAUUGACAAUUUGCUCUCCAAGUAUGCAGAAAAAGCUCUCAACUUCCCUUUCGCAUUAAAAGAAAAGAGAUCAGAUUCUCUGAUACGUGUCCAAGAAAGUCUCAAUCAGGUGUUGGAGUGUGAAGCACUGUCUAAAUCAGCCUCAUCGGAACUAUCUCCUGUCAGCUUUACUGGUGUCACCGUAUCUGCAAGUCCUAGAGACAGAAGUCUGCAGCAGAAUUUGUUUCCUCAAGAAUUUGUGCCUCCUGAGAAGCCGCCACCAAAGCAGCAAUGGAUCCCUGAUGACACUGAAACAAUAUGUAUGGUUUGCAAAACUGAACGCUUUACUAUGUUUAACAGGCGCCAUCACUGCAGGCGCUGUGGCAGGCUGGUGUGCAGCUCUUGCUCCACCAAGAAAAUGGCAGUAGAAGCUUGCAGAGAAAAUCUCUCUCGUGUAUGCGAUCAAUGCUAUAGCUACUACAACAGAGAACAUCAGCCUGGCUUGGUACAAGACAUAAGCACCAGAAAAGAAGAUCAGGACCAAGUGGAAGAAACUUCUAAUAAUGAAUAUUCCACAGUGGUGCAAAUACCCAAGGCGACUGAGCUUGAAUGGAUUUUUUCCCUGAAUGAAGAGGAGAAUGAAAUUGUACGCAGUGAAUUUUACUAUGAACAGGCUCCCAGCUCUUCCUUGUGUAUUGCCAUCCUUAGCCUGCACAGUGACAGCAUAGUGUGUGGCCACCAACUGAUAGAGCACUGCUGCAAAUUGUCCCAAGGGCUUACUAAUCCUGAGGUGGAUGCUGGUCUCCUUAUGGACAUCAUGAAACAAUUGCUCUUCAGUGCCAAAAUGAUGUUUGUAAAAGCUGGAAGGAGCCAGGAUCUAGCUCUCUGUGACAGCUACAUCAGCAAAGUGGAUGUGUUGAAUAUUUUGGUUACUGCUGCCUACCGUCCAGUACCAUCUUUGGAUCAGAUUCUUCUCCCUGCAGCAGUAACGAGAUUAAGAAAUCGGCUUCUGGAAGCAGAGUACUAUCAACUAGCUAUAGAGGUUUCUACAAAAUCUGGGUUGGAUCCAGGUGGAGCAUGGCAUGCCUGGGGCAUGGCAUGCCUUAAAGCUGGAAAUUUAAGUUCAGCAAGAGAGAAGUUUAACCGAUGUUUAAAGCCACCUAUGGAUCUAAACCAGCUGAACCAUGGUUCAAGGCUAGUCCAGGAUGUGAUACAGUACCUGGAGUCCACAGUGAAGCCCAUACUCAUUGCGGAUGACGAUUACUUUGCAACGUUGAGGGAACUUGAAGCAACACUGAGAACGAGAAGUCUGUCUCUGGAGAUGAUGUGUGAGGGGAAGAUUCAACACAACAGCUACUAUCAAGAAUGCUUGUUCUAUUUACAUAGUUAUGGCACUAAUCUGGCUAUAAUAAGCUUUUACAUGAGGCACGACUGUAUGAGAGAAGCACUGCUUCACUUGUUAAAUAAGGAAUCCCCAUCAGAAGUGUUCAUUGAAGGCAUCUUCAUUCCAAGUUAUGAAAGUGGAAAACUGCAUAUGUUGGAGAACUUGCUGGAAACCAUUGAUCCAGGAUUGGAGAGCUGGGGAGUCUACUUGAUUGCAGCCUGCAAAUACUUGCAGAGAAAGAACUACUACCAUAUUUUGUAUGAGCUGCAACAGUUUAUGAAGGAUCAUGUUCGUGCUGCCAUGACCUGCAUUAGAUUUUUCACUCAUGGAGCAAAGUCUUACACUGAACUGGGAGGCAAACAGACAUGGCUUCUAAAGAUCAAGGACCAUCUCAAAGUCUAUCUGCAAGAGGUCUCAAGAAGUUCAGGAAGGAAAAAAAUGGCAUUCACUUUUCGGAAGAAAAUGUCUGCUACAGAUGUGUCGAGGCACAUCAAUACAGUUGAUCUGCAGAUGGAAGUAACAAAAUUCCUGCAUCGAUGUGAGAGCUCAGGAACAUCUCAAAUGACAGGUUCCUCCUUGCCCACACUCUUUGGAAACAACAACAUGAAAAUGGAUGUUGCUUGCAAGGUCAUGUUGGAAGGCAAAAACAUUGAGGAGGGGUUUGGGAUUGCAUUUAGAGUCCUUCAGGACUUCCAGCUGGAGGCUACAGAAGUGUACAGCAAAGUGGCCAAGCAGCUGGUGAAGCAGCAGAAGUACAGUGAGAUCCGGCAGCUCCUCAAGUGUGUCAAUGAGUCUGGAGUUGCAGCAAAAAACGAUGGGGAUAACAUUAUCCUAAACUGUCUAAAUGAGUUCAAGAACAUUCCUGCUGAGGAUCUCGACAAUCUGAUUCAGGAUAUGGACAGUGAUGAAAACAAGAUCCAGGCCUAUGUGAUGUGCAACAAGUUGCGUUCUGCCUAUCUGGUCUCGGUGAGGCAGGAGAAGACCAGAGCAGUGCAGCUAGUCCAGCAUGUGCGACAGCUGGCUGAGAACAGCGGCGAUGAUGUUGUGAAGGCCAUCUGUGCCCAAUGGCUCUCGGUGCACCAGCCCAAAAUGAGAAAUCGGCUGCCCCAGGGUGCUAGGAAGUAGUAAGUAAUUGACGUUCACCAUCAUACGGAAGGGGAAGGCUUCAUGACAGCUUAAAGGCGUGUGGUUCAGCAAUCUCUUGGUGAAAUGGAAGUCUCUUGACUGAUGUUGAUGGCAAAUGGAUGCUGCUAAUGUCCCUCUGGUGAAAGGAAGGGAACUAAAUUACAAGUGCCAGACUUGUAUUUUGACAAACAGUCACUACCUCAGGGUGUUUUUUGGCUAUCUUUUUGAUGGGGGGGGAGGGGGGUAGUUUCAAACUGAACAAGCAAGAAUUUAAGUGUAUGGAAGAGAGCACUUCUAUUUCUAGUUUGGGGGGUUUUUUGGUUGAUUUUUUUUUUUUAAGGCACUGAACUUUAUUGUAUGGGGUUUUUUUAUUUUUAAUCCAGAAAACCUAUAUAGAGAGGACAGAAAAUUCUUAUCAACUCAAUGUAGCCUAAACUUUUUGUAAUUAUGGGUUUCCUGUAAACUUUGUCAAGAUUGGAGAGACCUUCUUUGUAAAAGACUGAAAGAGAUUUUUUUUAAGCCUCUAUACAAACCAUUGCUACUCUUCUUUUUUUUUUUUUCCCCCCCACUAGUACAAUGUGCCCAAUUUGUUUAGUUUGUUUGAAAAGGUAGGAACUGAUUCUUCAUGGCAGAUUUCUACUUAGCAGUCAUACUGUCUGACAUGUGCCAUACAUAUGGCACUCGAGCCCUUACUAGAUGGACAGAGUUACAAAGGGCAUAUCCUAUAAGGGGAGUACAAAGGAAAAGUAAUCCUUUAAAAUAGUUUCAAAAUCACAUAGUUCUUUCUUUGCUAUGGUAAUAUGCAAUUAGUUGUUGCAAUGCAGCUUUAUCACUGAACAGUUGCCAGUAAACUUCCACAGUUUUUUGUCAGGUAGAGCAGAAAAUAUGGAUCGAGCAAGCUGUGGUAAAAUUCAACAGGGGGUCUGUAUCCCUGUCACACAGGGAUUUGUUUCUUACCAGAAUAAUCUGCCCCUGUCAGGUACAAUAGAACUCCAGACUAAUUUUUUUAUUAACUGGACAUACCGUAUAGACUCUAUUGACAGGCUUUGCUCUAGAAGCAUUAGGUUUUUAUGAAAAAGCAGGAAUCUUUGUGUAAUGGCUGUGUUCAGGGAUGCUGCAAAAAGCAGCUGUUUCUCUGCAGCCAUGACUGGGAUAUGAGAAAUGGGCAGAAGAAAGGUAGACAGUAGUAGGACCUUCAAAAAGAAACAGAACAAAACGUGGCACUCCACAAGAAUUUGUGUUUGCCAUUUACAUGUAUUUCAGCACAAGAGGUAGGAAAACUAGUUCACUCUUUUUGUUUAAAAAGCUUAGUUGUUCAAAAGAAACAACAGGUUUUCUGAAGUGUAAUAUAACUGUAAAUAGUUUAGUACAUAAAAUAAUUGAGACUGUCAAAUAAGAGUGUUGCACCAGCCCCAAGCUCACUGUAAUGACAGAACAGACUUCUAUGGUCUUGGAAAGGACUUGGUCCAUCUCCAUUAGUGUUUCAUGAGCAGUGUCCCACUGACAUAAACACCUCUCUUGGAGGUGCUCCGCUCACUAGAGCAGGGCUAGAAAUGUCUCAGAGCAAAGCAGUCAGAAAUGACCACAUCUAGCUUUCAGAAUCUCCUGACCACAGAUUUGCAUUAUCUCAUUAGUGAGCAGUACUAAUGAAAGCUGCUUUUGUUUUCCUUGCCAGACUGACCUAGCUUUCCAUCAGAGUACAGCUGCUAGGCUAAUCCUAAAACGUGACACUAUCCAUGCCUUUGAUCAUUUCCAAAUCUCUAAUUGUGGGGAGGAGGUUUUACUGUUUGUGGGUUUGUGCAUUGCUGCAAUACCUACUUUCCUGCUCAAGUUCCUUCAGCUGUAUAGAGGACAGAGUGGAGUUUGCCAUGCAGACCAGUCAGUUCUGUACCUGCCUUUCUUCCUGACCUCUUUGCACUGUACCUGAUGCACUUUAUAUAGUAGUGUUUGUUGUCAUUUGAUGUUCUUAACCUGGAAUUGUAGGGGUCUUUCUCUUACCAGCAGAACUGGAAUUCUGAUCCUGACUAACUGCCUUGUGUCGCGAAUAGUGCAAUUAUCAAGGGGCUUUGAAUUUUUGAGCAUCAAAAAGGGAUUGAGUACUGCCAAUUAAAAAGAACUUAUCUAUUAAUGACCAAGGUUUGUUUACAAUGAAAAAAGAGAAUAAAGUAUUAUGACUGUUAA
Grus americana (Whooping crane) is the source of this 10008-nucleotide messenger RNA. It is a transcript of the gene ZFYVE26, whose product is annotated as zinc finger FYVE-type containing 26. The record is from RefSeq and is a predicted model, not a curated record. The transcript is spliced from 42 exons. Gene Ontology annotation, biological process: regulation of cytokinesis; double-strand break repair via homologous recombination; mitotic cytokinesis. The coding region runs from base 136 to 7827 and encodes 2563 amino acids. NCBI's taxonomy places the organism in Eukaryota, Metazoa, Chordata, Aves, Gruiformes, Gruidae. Gene Ontology annotation, molecular function: metal ion binding; phosphatidylinositol-3-phosphate binding. Gene Ontology annotation, cellular component: lysosomal membrane; midbody; centrosome.